UGUUUCAUGUGUGUCUCCUCCGGCGAUCUCGCGAGGCGAUCGGUGUUCUUCUACGCGGAUCUCGUCAAAUCCUGCACGAAAUCGAGGGAUCUUGCAGAGGGCCGGCGCAUCCACUCGCGGAUUCUCCACAGCGAUCAUAGGCGCAGCCUCUACCUCGCCAAUCUCUUGCUCGACAUGUAUGGCAAGUGUGGCAGCCUCGAAGAUGCGCAGCAGCUCUUCCACAGCAUUCGCAGCCCAAAUCUCAUCUCUCACAACAUCAUGCUCGCGUCGUUAGCACGAAACGGGUGCUUGGAUCAAGCCAAGAGUUUCUUCGAAUCCAUGGCUCAUCCCAACGAAGUCUCGUGCACAACAAUGAUAAACGCUUACUCACAGAAUGGUCAGCUCCAAAACGCAAAGCUAACCUUUGAUGGAAUGAAAGGAAGAAAAGUUGUAUCGUGGAGCUCAAUGCUUUACGCAUAUUCCCAAAGCGGGCAUUUGGAGGAGGCCAAGACUACGUUUGAUAAGAUGCCGCAAGGAAACGUUAUAACGUGGUCAACGUUAAUGCAAGCCUACGCGUUUUCUGGAGAUGUUGAAAAGUCAAAGAAAGUGUUUGAUAAAAUGCCGGAGCCUAAUGUCGUCUCUUGGACUACUAUGCUCCAAACUUAUGCCCAUUCUGGGCAUUUAGAGCUUGCAAAGUUAACUUUUGAAAGAAUGCCUGAAAGAAACGAAGUGUCUUGGAACGCUUUAGCGGCCGCGUAUGGAGAAAAAGGUGAUGCAAAACGGUCAAAGGAGAUGUUUGUGAGAAUGGCAAAGUGGGAUUUGAUAUCUUGGGCGAGCUUCUUGCACGCUCUUGCCGAGAAUGGCGAUUUGGAGCAAGCAAAAUUGGUGUUUGACGUGAUGCCACAGCGAAGUGUCAUGUCGUGGACGUCUCUAAUGCUGGCUUACGGGAAGAACGCGAGGAUUCUAGAAGCGAAAGCGAUGCUCGAUCGAAUGAGCAAGCACAGCACCAUGUCGUGGAACACAAUGCUGAUUGCCUACGCUCAAAAUGGUUGCCUAGAAAAAGCAAGAGAGAUGUUUGAUCGUUGUCUAGAGAAGAACACAGUCUCAUGGAAUGCGAUGGUCACGGCCUACACUCAAGCUGGAAACUUAGUCCUCGCAAGAGAACUGUUUGCUGCGAUGCCAAACCGGUGUAACGUGUCGUGGACUUCUCUCGUCCGGGGCUACAUCCAAAAUGGUCGUUUGGAAGAAGCGAAGUUUGUCUUUGAGAAAAUGCCCAGCGUGGAUUCCAUGGCUUGCAAUACAAUUCUGGGAGCUUACGCUCAAGUUGGUCACGUCCAAGGCACCGAGCAGGUGUUUCAAAAAAUCCCCGAGAAGAAUCACGUAGCGUGGAGCUCGCUGGUGGCCGCUCACGCUCACGCCGGACAUGCAAGAGCCGCCUUAGCGAGCUUUCAAACUAUGGAGCUCGAAGGCCUGGAAGUCGAUGAGAUAUCUUUUAUUUGCGUUCUCUAUGGUUGCAGCCAUGGUGGAUUGCUAGAGCAAGGCUGGGAGCUCUUCACGUCGAUGAGCAGUGACCACGGGAUCCAGCCUCUCAAAGAUCACUACUGGCUGAUGAUCGAUCUCCUGGGACGGUCUGGAAAGCUCGGAGCUGCGCUAGAGCUCGUCGAAACCAUGCCUUAUCGUCCAGACUUUGCGGCCUGGGGGAGCUUGCUGGGAGCUUGCAAGAUCCAUCUCGACGUGAAACGAGCAUCGUACGCGGCCGAGAAAGUCCUGGAGCUCGAGCCAAGCAAUGGAGGAACUUACGUUCUUCUCUCCAACAUCUUUGGAAAGCUUGGGAUGCACGACGAGGCCGAGAGAGUGAGAGGAUUGAUGAACGAACGAGGCGUGAAGAAGCAAGCUGGAGAGAGCUUGCUGAGGCUGGAGGAUGGAUCCGUGCACAGGUUUGUGAGUGGUGAUCGUUCGCAUCAUCCUCGAUUCGAGAAGAUAAUCCGACUUAACUCGCUUCUAAAGGACGCAUGCUACGAUCCAGAUACCAAGGAAGUUCUAGAAGAUGAAUUCGAUCUCUUAUCUACGCAAUGAGGCAGCUCAUAGUCGAUGAAGAACUUGCGAGAACUUCUGCGGUGAGAUCGGAUCCAUCAACUGGAUCAUCAACUUAGAGUAUUAUAUUAUCGAGUUGUGCUAGUUUCCUUCGUAUUUUACAAGCAUGGAAAAAAGUUUCGCUAGAAACUUGACAACAGUCACAAAGACAUGAUGAGACUGUGAAGCUCUUAUAAGAUUAAACUCUUGGCCUUGUGUAUCCUUGUCUUGGUCGCCAAUUUCUUCCAUGUAGUCUUCGUGAUUUUGCUGCUCCCACAGGCGUCUCUUCUCCAGGAUUUGUUCGGGCGUGAACAAAACUUUCCACUUCUCAAUUCCCUUCCUUCGUCUCGCCAUUAGUUCUUCCACAGUAAAGUAGCCUUCCAUCUUUCCUUUAAUCAAACCACAAU
Molecule: messenger RNA, 2459 nt
Organism: Selaginella moellendorffii
Lineage: Eukaryota; Viridiplantae; Streptophyta; Lycopodiopsida; Selaginellales; Selaginellaceae
Product: pentatricopeptide repeat-containing protein At2g35030, mitochondrial-like
Exons: 1
Coding region: 7-2055 (682 amino acids)
Biological process (GO): RNA modification
Molecular function (GO): protein binding; RNA binding
Source: RefSeq, a predicted model, not a curated record